AUGUACGCUGGCUUGGACGCCGACACGAAGAAGCUCGUGGACGCCGCGGCGAAGACCAUCUACGGAGAGGGUGGAUUCGACAGCGUGGGUGCGUGGUGGGAAUCCCUCGAUUGCCGUCUGAUGCGGGUCGCCGCGGGUGACGGCAUCAUGGCGGAUCCGUCGAGCCCGUUCUGCGCUCACUAUCCGGGCUCGGGCAAGGCGAAAAUCAUGGAGGACACCCCGAAGAUGCACGUGGACAAGGUCGGACAGGCCCUGCUGGGCCGGAGCGACGCGGGCAUGUAUCCGAAGUGA
Messenger RNA from Geodia barretti, 291 nucleotides. The record is from the annotation of a GenBank genome assembly. NCBI's taxonomy places the organism in Eukaryota, Metazoa, Porifera, Demospongiae, Tetractinellida, Geodiidae.